UUGGUUUGUAGGCCGCCAGUAAAACCAAAGAAGAAGAAGAUGUAGGUGCUUCCUGGUCUGGCGGAAGUGACGGGAUCGCUGUGUAUAAACUACAGCAAAACAUGCACAUGUGAGAGCUGCGUGGUGCGCCACACUUCAAAUUUAUUUCACUGUCGACGCGAAGAAAGACGUCAAGCGUGCAGUAUGAAUGAACCGGGACACUAUCCUCCGCCGGACUUCGGCUGUCCUCCUCCAAACUUCCUCCAGCCCUUCCAGCAGCAGCAGCAGCAGCAGCAGCAGCCCGGCUCAAGCAGCUUCCACCCCAGCAUGUGGAGCUGGACUGAGUCGCCCGCCGAGCCCAGCUGGGACUACAGCGGCCAAGCGGGCUGGCACCACGGGGCAGCGGCAGGGUAUGGUUUCCAGUCAGGCCGUGGAAACUAUGGACCUAAACGUCCAUACGGUCAAAACUUUGGUCGUGAAUGGCAUCAAGGUGGACAUAGAGGUGGGAGGCAGAAUUACGGACCCCCCGGCAACCAUGGAAAAAAGCAGAAAAAUAAGAAAGAACCAGAGUAUUCCCAUUUUUGUGACACUUGUGACCGAGGCUUCAAAAACCAGGAGAAAUAUGAUGAACAUGUUUCUCAACAUGUCAAGUGUUCCGUGUCUGACUGCAGCUUCAUGGCUCAUGAAAAAAUAGUCAGCAUCCACUGGAAAAAUAACCAUGCGCCAGGAGCAAAAAGAAUCAAGCUGGACACACCAGAUGAGAUUGCAAAAUGGAGAGAGGAGAGGCGCAAAAACUAUCCAACACUUCAGAAUGUAGAGAAGAAGAAAAAGGUGAUGGAGGUGCGGGAGGAGAUGGGAGCUGUUCUAGAGACUGCUCAAUUUGGACGAAUGAGAGGCAGAGGUCGAGGACGAGGUCGAGGCCGUGGGCGGGGUCACAGAGGGUUCCAGGGGCGACAUCCACGAGACCCGUACCCAUCAGACAGCAGUGCUACAGAGAGACCUCCACACCUCACCCAGCCCUGCAGGGACAUUGAUCCACUGGCAGCGCUGGCCAGCAGUGACCACGAUUCUGACAGAGAGGAUGCAGCUGCUGAGUCCAGGACUGAUGUCCUAGUUGUGGCCCCUAAAAAGAUGAGCUCAGCUCUGGGCUCCCUAGUGGCCAACUAUGGCUCCAUGAGUGAGAGUGAAAGCGAUGAGGAACCAGAAGCCACCCCUAUUCAGAGAGCCAAAGAACUGGUGCAAGAAAACCAGACUUUACUAAACACGAUACCUCCAAAGUCCCAGGACAGAGGACCCUUUAGGGGCACAGAAACCUCCCCACGUGGUGCAGAAACUUACAAUGUCCCCCAGCCUGGCUCUGCCCAUCACACUCCUAACAACAGAAGAGGUAGAGGUGGAAGAGGAGGCAGGGGAGGAAGAGGAGGUAGAGGAGGACACCAAGAUACACCGCAGAAACGUCGUCCAACUCUACUUGAGAUGUUACUGGCCCCAGAUAUCCGCCAUGAGAGGAAUGUCCUCCUGCAGUGUGUACGCUAUGUUGUCCGAAACAACUUCUUUGGGCUGGAGACCAGACCUCAGAAUCAGGAGAGGAUCAAGGCUACGCCAGCUAUCACAACUAUAGAGCAUGAAGGAAGGCAGGAAAAGCCAUCAGAGGAAGUCAGGGUUGUAUCUCAGUCUGCCUCUCUGGUUGGUGGUGCUGCAUCUCAUGAAGGCAAUCAGGAAGAUUUAGUACCAAGUAAAGCUUUUGUUGCCACAGGUGCUGUAGUCGACCGGUGCUUGCCACAAAACUUUCAGGACCAGCGUUUAAUGAGUGACCGUGUUUGCUCAGAAGCAUCCAAGGAUCCUCCUGUGGACUCAGCUCAGAGUGCAGCAGCCCCACAUACUGAAGAAACAACUUCUAGAGACUGCCACAGCAUUGUUCUGACAGCCACAUCUGCCUCUAAUAUUUAUGAUGAUGAAAUAUGGGAGAGCCCUGGUGUUAUUAUAUAAAAUGCUAGCAAAUCACUAAUAUGGAUGUUCUUAUUUUGUUCUAAAACAUAAAAUUGAACCUUAAACAUAAAAUUGAGACUUUUCAGAUUGAUAUUAAUAUCUUGUCCACGGAGAUUCUUCUUGUUUUUUUUGUUUUUUUAAGGAAUUUCAUAUUUUUUAUGUGUUUUGAUGUUAGUAUUAACAAUAUCCAGUCAUAUUUUUGUAACAUACAAUGUACUGAAGAAAGUUUUUUUUCUUGUAAAAUAAAUCACAUC
Messenger RNA from Thunnus maccoyii (southern bluefin tuna), 2222 nucleotides. RefSeq names its product nuclear FMR1 interacting protein 1 (gene nufip1). The record is from RefSeq and is a predicted model, not a curated record. The transcript is spliced from 10 exons. Lineage: Eukaryota; Metazoa; Chordata; Actinopteri; Scombriformes; Scombridae. The coding region runs from base 184 to 1968 and encodes 594 amino acids. Gene Ontology annotation, molecular function: RNA binding. Gene Ontology annotation, biological process: box C/D snoRNP assembly. Gene Ontology annotation, cellular component: nucleus.